AGUUAUCGCUGCGGUGGUCGCGAUGGGAAAGUCAGAUUUUCUUACGCCUAAGGCCAUUGCCAACAGGAUAAAGUCCAAGGGGCUGCAGAAGCUGCGCUGGUAUUGCCAGAUGUGCCAGAAGCAGUGCCGGGACGAGAAUGGCUUUAAGUGUCAUUGUAUGUCCGAAUCUCAUCAGAGACAACUGUUGCUGGCUUCAGAAAAUCCUCAGCAGUUUAUGGAUUAUUUUUCAGAGGAAUUCCGAAAUGACUUUCUAGAACUUCUCAGGAGACGCUUUGGCACUAAGAGAGUUCACAACAACAUUGUUUAUAAUGAGUAUAUCAGCCACCGAGAACACAUCCACAUGAAUGCCACUCAGUGGGAGACUCUGACUGAUUUUACCAAGUGGCUGGGAAGAGAAGGCUUGUGCAAAGUGGAUGAGACCCCAAAAGGCUGGUAUAUUCAGUAUAUAGACAGGGACCCAGAAACUAUCCGCCGGCAACUGGAACUAGAGAAAAAGAAGAAGCAGGACCUUGAUGAUGAAGAGAAAACUGCUAAAUUUAUUGAAGAACAAGUGAGAAGAGGUCUGGAAGGGAAAGAACAGGAGGCCCCCGUUUUUACAGAAUUAAGCAGAGAAAACGAAGAAGAGAAAGUGACAUUUAAUUUGAAUAAAGGAGCAUGUAGUUCAACAGCAACAUCUUCCAAGUCAAGUUCUUUGGGACCAAGUGCUUUGAAGGUAAUAGAGACCAUAGCAUCAGUGAAACGGAAAGAAUCUUCCCAGAGCUCAGCUCAACCAAAAGAAAAGAAGAAAAAGAAAUCCGCACUUGAUGAAAUCAUGGAGAUUGAAGAGGGCAAGAAAAGAGCUGCCCGAACAGACUACUGGCUUCAGCCUGAAAUCAUUGUGAAAAUUAUAACAAAAAAGCUGGGAGAGAAAUACCAUAAGAAAAAGGGCAUUGUUAAGGAAGUAAUUGACAAAUACACAGCUGUUGUAAAGAUGAUUGAUUCUGGAGACAAGCUGAAACUUGACCAGACUCAUUUAGAAACAGUAAUUCCAGCACCAGGAAAAAGAAUUCUUGUUUUAAAUGGAGGAUACAGAGGAAAUGAAGGCACCUUAGAAUCCAUCAAUGAGAAGACCUUUUCAGCUACUAUAGUCAUUGAAACUGUAAGUAUGUAUACACAAAGACAGAAAUUUCAAAGUGCUUUAAAAAUGUGUCAUAGUUCUUUUUCAUUGGAUUGGUCUUUGUGUCAUUUUAGAGUUUGGGCUUUUGUUUGCCUUUGCUCCUGUUUAGAAAUCUGUAAGCUCGUUUUCUCUAGUGACUCUACCAUUGCUAAAGCAUUUUAUUUUCUAAUUACUAAAGAAAUGCCUAUGUGACUGAGUCCAUUCAGACUGCUAUAAUAAAAUACCAUAGACUGGGUGGCUUGUAAACACCAGAAACGUAUUUUUCACAGGUCUAAGGGCUAGAAGUCUAAGAUCAAGGCUCUGGCAGAUCUGGUGUCUGGUGAGGCCCUGCUUCCUUUUCAUGUGUCUUCACCUGAUGGAAGGGCCAGGGGAACUCUCUGGAGACAUUUGGGUUGUUUAUAGUUUUUGGUUGUUACAAAUAAAACUGCCUUUUUUAAGGGCACUAAUCCAUUUAUAAGGACUCCACUCCCAUGACCUCAAAGGCCCCAUCUCCAAAUACCAUCCCAUUGGGCAUCAGGUUGCAACAUAGGAAGUUGGGGGGGGCCCAUUUAGUCAAUAGUAAUACUCAUGUAAAACCUGAAAAAUACAAUUUAAUUUAAAUAAUAUUUUUAAUUACCCAUAAUAUCCCAGCCAAAUGAUAAUUUUAUAUUUUAUAAAACUGUCUACAGUAUGUAGUUUUAUAUUCUGACUUUUUUCCCUCUCACAUCUAAUAUAAAACUCAGUUUGUCGUGUUAUAAUUAGUGGGGAAUGUGCAGUUAUAAUUAGUGGGGGAAAAGCCACAGAGAUCAAUUUUUAAAAAUGUCCCUCCUUUCAUAAAGGAUUUAAGGUAGCAAAGAUCAAGAAAAUAAUUAAUUUAAAGAAAUCUGACGUACAAAAAUUGCUUAUUGAUUUAGAAUUGAUAAUUGAGUGAUAGGUCUGUGCAUGAGGCAAAGGGGGAUGUAAGAUAUCUGAAGAAGAAAAGAUCUGAAACAUGCUUUAUCCUAACUGCCUAAUUCUUUUUAAAAUCUUAACUAUGUAUUGUGUAUCUUUAUCUCUAAAUGAAAGACUUUUUUGUCUCCAGUACAGCAAGUGUUAAUAUUUUGGGGGGAUAAUAAACCCCUUGGAGAAUCUGAUGAAAGUUCUGAACUCUCUCCAAACAAUUGCACAUGAUUGUCAAAUUUUACAUAUUUGUUGUCUUAAGGAAUUCAGGAAAAAGCAUCCCCUUAUUUGAGAGAAAAUCACAUUUUAAGUAGAUUAAGUUUUUCUUUCUCUGCUCCUGACAAUACCAAUCUAGAAACUGUCACUAUGUUAAAAUAUGGCGGAGGGCGGGGGGGAUCAUCUGUCUUUGAGACAUUUAUGAGUCUCUUUAAAAGUAAGUUUUUCUCUCUGGCUCAAUUAGUGUAAGGCUAUGGAAAAUCUUAGUUUUCUGUGGCAGAUUGAUCCGCCUCUACUUGUUAAUUUCAUAGUACUAUCCAGUUUGGCUCCUGCUUCAUGUUUUCAUCUCAGGAAAACACAAAACAGAUAACUACCAUUGAGGAUAUUCUAGGUUCCAUCCAGAUACCUUUGGUUUACAGUUUGUAUGAUUUUCAAGAAGUACUUUCUUCUCUCCCGCACUUUAAUCCCACAGUUUCACCUUCCUUUCUCAGCCUUAGUUGCUUACAGAGCUGUGCUAAGACCUCUGAGGAAGUCCACAUAAAAAGCUUUCUGGUUGACUGCAAAACAGCACUUACUUUUGGAAGAGGAAACCUACCUGCUAAUUUUUUGGUUUUUUUCUUUUUCUUUUGAAGUCUGCCCC
This is a messenger RNA of Miniopterus natalensis, 2930 nucleotides long. It is a transcript of the gene KIN, whose product is annotated as Kin17 DNA and RNA binding protein. The record is from RefSeq and is a predicted model, not a curated record. Gene Ontology annotation, biological process: DNA replication; DNA damage response. Gene Ontology annotation, cellular component: nucleus. Lineage: Eukaryota; Metazoa; Chordata; Mammalia; Chiroptera; Miniopteridae. Gene Ontology annotation, molecular function: double-stranded DNA binding.